AUGUUCCAUAGAUCCGAACGUCAGAUGCCGCCGCCGGCGGCGGUGGCCGACUGGUCGGGCCUCCACCAAGACAUCCUCAGCCGCAUCUUCCUCUCGAUCGCAUGCAUCGGCGACCGGGUCAGGUUCUCCGCCGUCAACCAGCACUGGCGUGGCGUCGCGCUGCAAAACCCGCCCCCGCUCCCCUGGCUCCUCAUGCCCUCCACUGCCGGGACCUCCUGCUACCGGAUCUUCGGCGGGAUCGCCGGCCCGCAGCCUCCCCUCGCCGGCGCCGUCCGCGGGGCGCGUUUCUGCGGCUCCUCUCAUGGCGGCUGGUCCGUGGUCGUGCUCCACCAGUGGCACGGCCACGCCCUGCUCAACCUCCGCUCCGGCGAGCGCGUCCUCCUCCCGGACCACGUGCGCGUCACCCUGAACGGCGGGCGCGUCCCGCCGAACUUCAACGUCAUCAGGUGCCCCAUAAUGAUCCGCGCGGCCGCCGUGUCCGCGCCGCCGCCGUCGGCUGCAUGCGUCGUCGCUGCCCUGACGACAGGCCAGACCACCAUGGCGUUCUGGCGCCCGGGCAUGGACUGCUGGUCGCCGGCGCCGCUGGGGGCUCCGUGUGACGCCCAGGACCUGACGUACCACGACGGAUGCUUCUGGGCCGUCAACCCCUGUGAGCAGCUCUUCUGCUACAGGCCGGAGAUUGCCGGCGCAGACGGUGCGCUUACUGUUCAACAUCUUGUCUACCAGUGCUGUGCUGACCAGAUGACCCCCGCGGCGCCUGGGGAGAUCGUCUCCCGCUACCUCCUGCCUGCCGCCUCCGGUGAAGAUUUGCUAAUGGUGAAGAGGUUCGUCGAUCCGGCGAGAGGCGGCACUAGGCGGUUCGAGGUCUUCAGGCUAGAGAAGCAACUUGGCAGAACCUCCUGGCGCUUCCACAAGAUGGAGGGGCAGGUGCUCUUUGUCGGCCGGAGCUGCUCCAAGGCCUUCGACACAGGGCGCAGCGGCAAUCCGGGCUACAUCUACUUCCUCGACGAUGUCUAUGGUGGCCGUCCGAUGAGCGUUCUCCAGCAGAACGAAUAUCCCUGCACCGACAUGGGUGGUUGGAGUUGCUCCCCUGACGACGAGGAAAUCAAGCGCUGCCUGCCAUGGGCGCAUCCCUCGGACAGCUCACCGUCCAUUUGGUACCUCCAUUGA
Triticum turgidum subsp. durum (durum wheat) is the source of this 1170-nucleotide messenger RNA. The record is from the annotation of a GenBank genome assembly. Lineage: Eukaryota; Viridiplantae; Streptophyta; Magnoliopsida; Poales; Poaceae.